AUGACUAUCACCCAAGUGCCUUAUCCCUCACCCACUACCCUUAAGAAGUUCCCUCAUGUGCAUGAUGAUCCAUCCACCUUGUCUCACUCCUUGGACCCCUUCACCAUCACCACUUCCACAGGGUUUCUCCCCUAUGCUACUGCCCCUGUUGAGCUCCCUGAGGCCUUUCAACCUUUGAAAUCUCUUGUCGAGCGCAUGCCCGUUGUCAAGGCCGAUGGCACACCUGGUCUGCUGGCUACGUAUGAGUUCGGUCCUGCUGUUGAGGCUGAUAUGCCCGACUUGACUGAUGAGAUUGAGAAGCUUGUCCUACCGGAUGGUUCUCCUGAUCGCUUCAACAUUGCUGCUGUCUUCCGGGACUAUACCUUUGUGGCCUCAUCUUACCUGCUUGAGCCAUGUUGGGAGAACUGGUGCAAGAGCCCUGACCAGGGGUACGGACUAGGUCGAGAGCUACUUCCCAAAUCUGUUGCUCGUCCUAUGUAUCUCUGUGCACAGAUUUUGGACCUUCCUCCUUUCAUGUCCUAUGCUGCAUCUUAUGCUCUCUUCAACUAUACUCUUGCUGAUCCCUCCAAGGGUCUGUCUGAGUACUCUAAUCUGCGCCUGAUUCGUGGCUUUGAGCGUGGUCUGGACCCCAAGAGCUCCGAGGCAGGCUUCAUCUUGACUCAUGUGGACAUGGUCAAGGAGACUGGUGCGCUCAUCAGUGGUGCGCUUCGAGUAGUUGAUACUAUUGAGCAUCGUGGUCCACGAAAUGAGAUCAAUGACGGCUUCCGUGAGAUUCUUCAUGCUAUGGAAAAGAUCGAAGCAUCGAUGGAAGAUAUGUGGGGUAACUCCAAGCCAUCCGAGUACCUAUCCUUCCGCGUCUUCAUCUUCGGUAUCACCUCGCAGUCCAUGUUCCCUAAUGGUGUGAUCUACGACGGUGUCGAGGAUAACAAGCCACUUUCUUUCCGUGGCGAGAGCGGUGCCAAUGACAGCAUUAUUCCUCUUCUGGAUCAUCUCUGCCAGAUUCCCAUGCCUUCAACUCCUCUCACCAAAAUUCUCCACGAAUUCCGCGCCUACCGACCACUCCCUCACAGAGAAUUCUUGACAUACAUCCGCGAAAAGUCAGAGGAGAUCGGCGUUCAGGAUUAUUCCGUGCAGGAUUCCGAGACUGCCGUUCUAUUUUUGAGGGUGCUCAACCAUGUGCGCAGCUUCCGCUGGCGUCACUGGCUUUUUGCGCGUGAGUAUAUCAUUAAGCGCACACCACACCCCACAGCCACUGGUGGAAGUCCAAUCGUAACCUGGCUGCCUAACCAGCUGUCUGCCGUUAUGGAUCUGAUGGUCAGCAUCUACGAUGCUCAUCUUGCACCUAAGGAGGGUGUUACGAUUGUAAACGGACAGAAGGAUCUGAUUGCCUCCCACCGAAAGCAGGUUGAGCCCAUGAUGGAACUUGUUCGUGAUCAGAGGGAUAAGCUGGCGAAGGAGGUUCAGAAGUGGUGCCAGGAACGAGGGGUCUAA
Messenger RNA from Penicillium malachiteum, 1491 nucleotides. Its product is annotated as indoleamine 2,3-dioxygenase family protein. The transcript has 5 exons. Gene Ontology annotation, molecular function: heme binding; metal ion binding. The record is from RefSeq and is a predicted model, not a curated record. The coding region runs from base 1 to 1491 and encodes 496 amino acids. Lineage: Eukaryota; Fungi; Ascomycota; Eurotiomycetes; Eurotiales; Aspergillaceae.